AUGGCAUCGAACUCAUCAACUUGGCUUCGGCCACUUGACCGAAAUGAAACUGCUUGUCUACAAAAAGGUUAUAAACCAAUACGUCUUGUCUAUACAGAACAACCAUUAACUGCUCGAAUACUUGUUGAUGGUUCAAAAACAUUACCUAUUGAUGAUUUAAUACGUGAAUUUUUUUCUUUACAUCGUAUGCUUCUAUCGAAAACUCAACUUGAUGAUAUUGAUAUAUGUCUUUUACCACAUUGUGAUAUACGUGAAAUAACUGUAAAUCAAUUAACAAAAUUAAAUGGUCAUCAAGAACCUGUACUUCUUUUAACUGCUCGUUCAAACAGUGAAUAUCUACUAACACGUGAUCUUGAAGAAUUAACAUUCCGUCAACAAACUGGUUUAAAUGUUGACAUAUCUGUUUUAAAUAAUAUUAAACAAGAUAAUGAACGUUUACGUGAAGAAAAUCAACAACAAAACGAACGUAUUAUUGAAUUAGAAAAACAAAUAUCUGAUUUAAUAAUAAUUCGUGAUGAAAUGAAAAAAUUUUGUAAAGACUAUAAAAAUGAUCUGAAGAAAAAUAUCGAUAAAAAUGAUGAAUAUUAUAAAAAAUUUGAACGUUUAGAUCAAAAAUUGAAUAAACAAUUAUUACAAGAACAGAAUGUUCUAAUUUCAACAAGAUUAAAAAGUGAAUAA
Molecule: messenger RNA, 678 nt
Organism: Rotaria sordida
Lineage: Eukaryota; Metazoa; Rotifera; Eurotatoria; Philodinida; Philodinidae
Source: the annotation of a GenBank genome assembly